Messenger RNA from Lepisosteus oculatus (spotted gar), 2421 nucleotides. Its product is annotated as extracellular calcium-sensing receptor-like. Lineage: Eukaryota; Metazoa; Chordata; Actinopteri; Semionotiformes; Lepisosteidae. Gene Ontology annotation, molecular function: G protein-coupled receptor activity. Gene Ontology annotation, biological process: G protein-coupled receptor signaling pathway. Gene Ontology annotation, cellular component: plasma membrane. The record is from RefSeq and is a predicted model, not a curated record.
GCAAAUCCAACAUUUAUGGUUAACCCAGGACAACCAAAGUGUGAAAGUUUAAAUCCUGAAGAAUUCCAGUAUGCUCAAACUAUGAUAUUUGCUCUUGAAGAAAUAAACAACAGUUCACAUAUUCUUCCUGGUUUGUCUCUGGGAUAUAAGAUUUUUAAUGCUUGUAGUUCAGUGGCUUUAGCUAUAAAAGCUGCACUGGCAUUAAUGAAUGAGCAGCAAAAGGAAAUUAAUCUAAACAACUCCUGUACCAAGUCACCCUCUGUUCAUGCAAUAAUAGGGCUAUCUGGAUCAUCACAGACAAUUGGACUUGCAACAACUGUUGGACCCUUUAACAUACCUGUGAUUAGUCAGUUUUCAAGUUGUGCCUGUCUCAGUAAUAGAAAGAGGUUCCCUUCAUUCUUCAGGACAAUUCCAAGUGAUUAUUACCAAAGCAGAGCCCUGGCAAAGCUUGUGAAGCACUUUGGAUGGACCUGGGUUGGAGCCAUUAGAAGCAACAAUGAUUAUGGCAAUGAUGGGAUGGCUACCUUUGUAAAGGCUGCCCAGCAGGAGGGGAUCUGUAUUGAAUACUCAGAGGUCAUUUUUCGAACUGACUCCAGAGAUAAAUUCCUUAAAGUUGCUGACAUUGUCAAAAGAUCAACUUCUAAAGUAAUUGUGGCUUUUACAUCUUACAUAGAUUUGGAAUUAUUAGUGAAAGAGUUUUUGAUACAGAAUCUCACAGGUUUCCAGUGGGUGGGCAGUGAGGCAUGGGUUACACACAGCAGCCUUGCAUCAAAAGAAGGCUAUCAAGUCCUGGGUGGAGCCAUUGGCUUUGCAAUUCCAAUCGCACAGAUACCAGGACUGAAAGAAUUUAUAGUAAAUGGUCGACCAUCAAACACACUUGGAAACACUGGCUUAAAUGAGUUUUGGGAGAGUAUUUUCAACUGUACACUAAAUUCUCACACCAAUACAUAUGUUAAAACUUGCACAGGAACAGAGUCCUUAAAAGAAAUAAAUAAUCAAUACACAGAUGUAUCUGAACUGAGGAUAUCCAACAAUGUGUAUAAAGCAGUGUAUGCUGUAGCUCAUUCACUUCAUGAUCUAAUGACAUGUCAAAAUGGACACGGACCUUUUGACAACAGAACAUGUGCAAACAAACACAGACUAGAAACCUGGCAGGUGCUACAUUACCUCAAGACAGUAAAUUUCACAACCAGGAGUGGAGAAAAUAUCUUUUUUGAUGACAAUGGCGAUCCAGUGGCACGAUAUGCAAUUGUGAACUGGCAGAUAAACAAGCAGGGAAUCAUAACUUUUGAAACUAUUGGUCUAUAUGAUGCCUCUUUACCGGAAGGACAGCAGUUCAUAAUGAAAGAUGUUAAUAUUAUUUGGAAGGGUGAUCACACUAAGGUGCCGAAGUCAGUUUGCAGUGAGAGCUGCCUUCCAGGGACUCGUAAGGCCAUUGAGAAAGGGAAGCCAGUCUGCUGCUUUGUUUGCAUCCCCUGUGCAGAGGAAGAGUUCAGCAACACUAUAGACUCCCUGGGAUGUACCUUGUGUCCUUCAGAAUACAGACCAAAUGAACAACAGGAUCAGUGUCUCCUUAAAACAACUGAAUUUUUGUCCUUUGGAGAAUUAAUGGGAAUACUUCUAGUCACAUUUUCAUUGCUUGGUACUUGCCUAACUAUAGCAAUAGCUGUUAUAUUUUAUCAAUACAGAUUUACUCCAAUAGUAAGGGCCAAUAACUCUGAACUGAGUUUCCUUCUGCUCCUUUCACUGACACUGUGUUUCCUCUGUUCACUUACUUUCAUUGGCCAGCCCUCUGACUGGUCCUGUAUGUUGCGCCACACAGCUUUUGGGAUCACAUUUGUCCUGUGCAUCUCUUGUGUUCUGGGGAAAACAAUAGUGGUGUUAAUGGCCUUUAGGUCUACACUGCCAGGCAAUAACAUUAUGAAAUGGUUUGGGCCCAGACAGCAACGGUUAAGUGUUCUUGCUUUCACACUUGUACAGGUCUUGAUUUGUGUUCUUUGGUUGACAAUAUCACCUCCUUUUCCAAACAAGAACAUGAAAUACUAUACAGAGAGAAUCAUUUUAGAAUGUGACUUUGGAUCAAACAUUGGAUAUUAUGUUGCAUUAGGAUAUAUAGGAUUCCUCUCUGCCCUGUGCUUUGUACUCGCUUUCCUGGCUCGGAAGCUGCCUGAUAACUUCAAUGAAGCCAAAUUCAUUACAUUCAGCAUGCUCAUAUUCUGUGCUGUCUGGAUCACCUUUAUCCCAGCUUAUAUCAGCUCCCCUGGGAAGUUCACAGUGGCUGUGGAAAUAUUUGCAAUUUUGGCUUCAAGCUUUGGUUUACUUUUUUGCAUAUUUCUGCCAAAAUGUUAUAUUAUUCUACUGAACCCUGAGAAAAAUACAAAAAAGCAUUUAAUGGGCAAAAUGCCCUCCAAGUCAUUGUAA